This is a messenger RNA of Malaya genurostris, 1825 nucleotides long. It is a transcript of the gene Sclp, whose product is annotated as leucine-rich repeat-containing protein 20. Gene Ontology annotation, molecular function: protein binding. Bases 342 to 1061 code for a protein of 239 amino acids. The record is from RefSeq and is a predicted model, not a curated record. Lineage: Eukaryota; Metazoa; Arthropoda; Insecta; Diptera; Culicidae. The transcript is spliced from 3 exons.
AUCGUAGCAAGCGUCUCUUUGGAGCGUAGUAGCUUCGAACAGUUUACCAGCCAACGGACAAUCAUUCGCCUGUGAACAGUGAAGCAGUGAAAACCUUUCCGCGAUUUCGGAGAUCACGAGUUUUGGAAAACUGUCUGCCGUGGAAAAGUUUACCAAAACAAUAGUGAGAAUUUUCUUUGUUUCAUAGUAGUGAACAGUUAAUGAAAAGUUGAAAAAGAAUUUGUCUGUUGGGUUGAUCCAAGGUGCUUAGUGAAUUUAUCUAACUUUAGUGUGCCCUAGAGUGUGAUCAAAUAGUAGAAUUUUUUCCAUAGCAAGUUAGAACAAAAUCCAGACAAGUAACAAUGAGGCCUCCAUCGCAUUUUGGUAACGAUAUUACCAACACCGCUGCCAAUGAUGGCAAUAAUAACAACAACAGCAGCAGCAACAACGGAAAUGGAGAUGACAACAAUAACAACAACAGAAAUACUAUUGUGGCCAGACUAACAGAGAUGGGAGCUACGAUGAUGUUUCCCAAGAUAGCAGGACGCGGUAUCAUACGGGUUGUAGAGCGAUGCGAUGAUGCCAAAGAGAACAACAAUCUAGAUCUCUCCGAGUGCGAACUGAUUCAGGUCCCAGAUGCAGUUUACCAUCUGAUGAGACACACUGAGCUGAAAACCUGUGAUCUUAGUGGUAAUGUCAUCACCAAAAUAUCACCCAAAUUUGCGAUCAAAUUUAGCUUGAUCACAGAUCUCAAUCUGUCGCACAAUCAAAUGGCCAAACUGCCGGACGAACUGGCCGAUCUGCACUCGCUGCAGAUGCUGGACAUCUCACACAACUCCUUUAUCACGCUACCCGCUGUCGUAUUCAAGAUGCAGAAGCUACGUGAACUGCGGGCAAACAACAACGCAAUCAUCGAUAUCGACCGGGAUGAGAUCAUCACGUCCGAUUCGCUGGAGUUGGUCGAUCUAAGACACAACCCGCUGACGCCCAUGUGUCACGAACUGCUGAAAAACGCCAACGUAUCUUUCCGGAUCGAACUAUCGGAGAGGGAGAAAGAGGAAUGGGAAGAUUUGACGAUCUGAGUUCCCGUACCUAGCAACUUCCUGCUGCCCGGAAUCGUAAUCAGAUAGAUGAUAGAUAAUGCUUAAGAGUAUUCUGUUUCAUUUCGUGUACUUUUGUAUUCGUUUUACAAAAAAAAAAUCGUACCAGAAAUCUUUCUAGCGUUAAGAAUGGAGCUUUUCUCAACAAUUAUACCUACGUGAACAUGCUCAGAAGUUACUUAAUUUAGUGAGAUUUGUGUGUCUACUGAUAACGGACUACUACUACCAAGUAAGUUGAUGAAGGGCAUCAUCGUGAACAUAGCCACUUUCUUAAUCUAAGGCCACAUCCCACAACUGUAUAGAGGAUACCUACUGUAUUUAGUGUAACUAACCUGUACUGUAUUAUACACGUUUAAAACACCGUUGUCUCAAAGCGUUGCAUGCGAACGCUGGGUGCUUGGCAAGAGAUAAAUGAUUUUUUCUUGGGACUGAGGGAAAAUUUUGAUCUAGUCAUUCGGAUGUGGUUGCAACGAUCAAAAUUAUUGUCACUAGAGGCGACGUUUGCAAACCGUGACCACGCGGCCUGCACACUUGUAUUGUCGUAAUAUAUAAUUUAUGAAAUAACGUGAGUGAUAUUACCUAUUAGAAAUAUAAACUAACACGGCUGGGAAAAAACCGACCGCCAAGCAGAUUUGAACGUUUAUCAAAUAAGAUCAAAAAGUGUGAUGAUGUGAAAUAGCGUAUCAGAUGAUAGUUUUGGACGAAAUUUUCAUAGAAUGUUAAAUAAAGAAUACGUUGAUGGAUUA